Molecule: messenger RNA, 1205 nt
Organism: Prorocentrum cordatum
Lineage: Eukaryota; Dinophyceae; Prorocentrales; Prorocentraceae
Source: the annotation of a GenBank genome assembly
AGCUGUUCAGCGAGCACGAGGAGGCGCGCCACAUGUGGUGGGUGGUGCAGGGCGCGCUCUCCUACCGCUACAAGCACGAGCCCCUGGAGGUGAACUCCAAGGAGUGGAUCGGCGAGGCAGCCCUGUGGUUGCAGUGGCGCUACGUGGGAACGGCGGUGGCGAAGAUCUCGAGCGAUCUCGUCGAGUUGGACGGCAAUGCGUUCCGCGAGAUCGUCCAGGCCGACCUCCCGCAGGCGCAGCGAUACGCGAAGGCAAUGUUCCAGUAUGCCGUCAAGAACUGCAGGAGGUUCCACGACAUGAUGCCAGACAGGGUCCCAGCGCACGUGAUGGCCAAGGACAUCUUUGCGCCGGCAUCCGCGUUCUCGCUGAAAGAGUGCGUUCCCCUCCAGAAGAGGCGCCUGGACGAGUGGAAGCCGGCCGCGGAGGACUGGCAGGACAACUGGACCAGCCCCUGGAGCGACUCGCACUCGCUGAGCAGCUCCGCGCUCAUCUCGACGAUGAUGACGGAGAUGAAGCGCGACGUCAUCAUGGUAUUCCAGACGCUCUUCUCCCAGAACUUGGCCGAGAAGAGCAUCUACAAUUGGCCGAGCGACACGGAGAAGGACCACUACGAGAAACGCGUCCUCUUCCUGAAGCGGCUGAUCAUCAUGCUAGGGAUGUGCCACGUCUCCUGCACGGACGACGACAACAGCACCGAGCUGCAACCGUGGCCGUACCCCCUGGCCUCCGUGAUCUGCCACGGGGGGCGGUGCAUGCUGCGGCUGCAGGGCGUGCAGCCGAAGGAGGUGAUAAAUUGGCUGAUGCUCGGAGACAAGGACGGCAACAACUGGGAGCGCACUGGUGUUCCACCAGGCCCGAUGUACACUCGGCUGGCGGCCUCCCAUAGCGUCAAGGUCGACGCCACGGGCCACCUGAACGAGCUGAAGCUCAAGGGCGUCGCCGGCGCCAGCGGGCGAGGACACAACCUGGGCAUGGACCUGCCCCUCGGAGGCCUGGGCAAUCCUACGCCGAAGCACCCCUCCGGCAGCAUGCUCGUGGGCCCGGCCGGCGUGCCGUACAAGCAGAAGGGCCAAGACUGCGUCCACGUCAAGGACACGCAGGGUGGCGGCCCUCCUCUCGCGGCGGGGCGCGGCUCGAGCGGCCCAGUGCUGCCGGCGACGGUGGGAGGGGCAGGAGUGGAGAGCCACCGCCGCGUCGAGCGGUAG